Danaus chrysippus (African queen) is the source of this 519-nucleotide messenger RNA. NCBI's taxonomy places the organism in Eukaryota, Metazoa, Arthropoda, Insecta, Lepidoptera, Nymphalidae. The record is from the annotation of a GenBank genome assembly.
AUGCAGCUGUUCAUCAUCGCCACCGCUGUCUUCGGCAUUGCCGCCGCUGCCUACUCUCCCUACCAGGAACAAAACCGUCCCCAGGCUCAAUACGAGAAGAACGCUCGUAUCAUCGCUCUGGAGUCUGAAGUUAAGGAAGACUCCUACAGAUACAACUAUGAAACUGAAAACGGCAUCAAGGCCCAGGAACAAGGACAAGAGGUCGACGGUAUUGAAGCUCAGGGUGGUUUCCAAUACACCGGUGAUGAUGGUCAGGUGUACUCCAUCAGCUACGCUGCUGGUGCCAAUGGCUUCCAGCCCCAGGGUGCCCACCUCCCAGUACCUCCCCCCACCCCAGAGGCCAUCCUGAAGGCUUUGGAGCAAAACGCACGUGAUGAAGCUGCCGGAAUUAUUGAUGAUGGUCAAUACAACCCUGGCAAAUACGCCGGUGCUGGUUCAGCAGCCGCCCCAGCGUUUGUUCAGACUCCAUACGCCCGCGCUCAAGCCUCCGCUGGUUUCCGUAAACCAUACAAAUUCUAA